GUAGUUUAAUUAUCUAGAAAGUUAUAAAUCAAGAUGUCAGAAACGAAUGAUUUCAGUAAUAUGCCUGGGCCAUGGGGAUGGCCAUUGUUUGGAUCUGCUCUACAGCUCACAUCGUUUGCUGAAAAAACUUUGCUGAAUUGGGCAAACCAGCAUUAUGGAAAUAUAUUUCGAUACAAAAUGUUCAACCAAGAUUGCGUUGUUUUAAAUGGGUACGAUGCAAUAAAAGAAGGAUUGUUAACAAAUAAAAGUGAGAUGUCUGGUCGUAUUACCGGUCCAUUAUUCGAAGCCAUACGAGAUAAUCGAGGACUAUUCUUCAUUCAGUAUGGAGAUUCAUGGAAAAAGUGGAAACCAUUCUUGGUCAAAUCGGUAGCAUCAGUGAUGCCAGAUCUUCCCCAAAUAAUUUGUGAACAAGCAGAUGAAUUUUUGUCUGAAGAUUUGAAUGAUUUUAUUGAAAACGGAGAGUCUGUAGCAUUGGGAGAUUAUUUACUGUAUCGUAUGGCCCAGGUUGUUUUUCUUAGUUGUAUGAACAAAGAAUUUUUGUCAAAGAAGAAAAUGGAAUUGCAAGAGCUCGUAUCCGACAUCUACGCGCCUUUAACUAAUAUCAAAUUCUCCAUAUUAUGGUUCGCUCCGUCACUGUCGUAUUUCCCCCCAUUUUCCAGUUUUCUGGCUGAUGAAAGCACCCGCAGAUCAAAAAUUGUAAACAGGAUUAUUGCUCUGAUAGAAGAACAUCGACAAGAAAAACGUUCCCAUAUGAAGGACCUGACUUGUUUCUUUUUUGAAGAAUAUCCUGAACCCGAUCAAGGCGAUCUGGAAUCACUUGCGCUAAUCUUUAUGGACAUGAUAUCAGCCGGUUCAGCGACUGUGGCGAACCAAUUGAUGUGGGUCAUUUUAUUCCUUUCGAAACAUCCAGAUAUGAUGGGAGAAGUUCAACAUGAAAUUGAAGAAGGCAUGAAAGGUUAUGAAUCUAUAUGGGAUCUUUACAAAUGUCAAGAAAAAGUACCAUUCUUGAAAGCGGUUAUACAAGAAACUAUGAGGUUGCGCCCAAUAGCUCCAGGCAGUCUGUACCACAGAACCAUUUCUGAUACUAAAGUUGGUGGAUAUAAAAUACCAAAAGACGUUGUCAUUCAUCCAAAUUUGUGGAGUGUUCAUCAUGAUCUGAAGUACUGGGGACCGGACGUCGAAGCUUUUCGCCCAGACAGGCAUUUGGACAAAGACGGAAAAUUUGUGAAAUCGGAUCACGUGAUACCAUUCUCAAUUGGAGAACGUAAAUGCACUGGAAAACCCAUUGCAGAAGCUGAUAUCUUUGUCUUUUUAGCUACAAUAAUGCUACGCUAUGAUGUGUCGUUAGACCCGGAGUACGAAGAUGUAGACAUGACUGGCAUAUCAUCUGCUAUACUGAAGCCUCCCGACUACAAAGUUAGGCUGACUUAUCGACAAACAAAACAAAAUCUCUGACAAUUUGUAUACAUAGCCUAAGAAAAUAUUAUUUAAUCCAGAUUUAAUUUACCUUUUUAUUAUGUUUUUUCAUUUACCUUAAAUGGUAAUUAAUAGUCAUAUAAAAGUCCAUAUAAAAAAAUCUGCACCUGGCACGAAAUUUUAAAUAGCGUUUGUUGAGAAUAUAAAAAUUUUAAUGACAAAAAGUAAUAUCUCCAAGUUAACUUUAUCCGAGAGUUUCUGCUCAGCACAAAGAUCGAGUAUAUUUUCUCAUCAGUUUGCUAAGUUUACUGU
Styela clava is the source of this 1728-nucleotide messenger RNA. Its product is annotated as cytochrome P450 2C44-like. The record is from RefSeq and is a predicted model, not a curated record. Gene Ontology annotation, molecular function: iron ion binding; oxidoreductase activity, acting on paired donors, with incorporation or reduction of molecular oxygen; monooxygenase activity. NCBI's taxonomy places the organism in Eukaryota, Metazoa, Chordata, Ascidiacea, Stolidobranchia, Styelidae.